Messenger RNA from Schistocerca americana (American grasshopper), 1385 nucleotides. RefSeq names its product serine protease persephone-like. The transcript has 6 exons. Gene Ontology annotation, molecular function: serine-type endopeptidase activity. The record is from RefSeq and is a predicted model, not a curated record. The coding region runs from base 1 to 1281 and encodes 426 amino acids. Lineage: Eukaryota; Metazoa; Arthropoda; Insecta; Orthoptera; Acrididae. Gene Ontology annotation, biological process: proteolysis.
AUGCCGCCCCCGGUGCCGCCCCCGGCGCCGCCCCCAGCGCCGACGCCCCCAGGAUUCGCCCCUCCUCCCGACGCCGCCCACCCCUUUCGCCGCAAGGCCAUCCCCUCCAGAGCGCUGCCCGGCAGUUCGUGGACGUACCGCUGCUGCUGCUACUGUUGUUGUCGCUGUCCUCCCGCAGAGGGCGCCGCCUGCUGGGACGACUCGUCCGCCGCCCCCGGCACCUGCCGCAGGGUCCGCCACUGCCGCAGCGCGCUCGGCGCCAUCCUCGAGCGCCGGCCGCUGCCGCGCCGCUGCGGCUUCGUCGGCUUCGACGAGGUCGUCUGCUGCACGGACGACCGUCGCGACGACACGGGGCGCGACGAGUACGACGGCGGCGUCCCGGCUGACUGCUGGGAUCGGUACGACGACGGAGACGACGAGGUCCGAGAUCCGUACUGGGACGCCGGUGACAACGACAUCUGGGCAGACGAGGGCCGCGCGGGGAUCGAGGAGGAACGGCCCAGUGUAGCAGCCUGCCGCAAAUACAAAAACGAGCGGAGCGGCCCUGAGUUCUACAUUCUCCUAGGCAAACUGGUUGGCCAACUCGAAUUCCCACACAUGGCGGCGCUGGGCUACAGCGUGGCGGGCACGGAGGGCCUCAGCUGGCUGUGCGGAGGGACCCUCAUCAGCGACCAGUUCGUCCUCACCGCGGCCCACUGCUGCGCCAAUAGGGUCACGGGCAGGCCGGUGGCAGUACGCCUCGGGACGGUCGAUCUGACGUCCACAGGAGACUAUGACGCUCAGUACGGGAUCUCAGAAGUCGUGCUGCACCCCAGCUACAGGAAGCGGCAGUAUUACAACGACAUAGCGCUGCUGAGGCUGGACAGGAGGGUGGAGUUCAGCGACGCCGUCUUCCCCGCCUGUCUCAACACGCAGGACGGAGACCCGCCCAGCUUCACUGCCGCCGGCUGGGGCGCCACGAACGCUGCCGGAACGCGAAUGAGCUCAACGCUUCUGAAGACCACAAUUUACCCAUUCCCAUUAUCGGACUGCCAAAACGCUUAUAAGGACAAAUUUCCAAAAGAAAUUGACUCAUCAAUAAUAUGUGCCGGAGAUCCAGAAGGAAAGACUGAUACCUGCGGGGGAGAUUCUGGAGGACCUCUGGUCAUGGGGAAGUCGGCACCUUACACGGCUGUAGGCAUCACUAGUAUGGGUCCAAAACCGUGUGGAGGUAAUGUGCCCAGUAUUUACACCCGUGUGUCACAUUACAUUGAUUGGAUAGAAGAUCACGUCUGGCCCUGACAUGAAAGGACAAACGUCAAGGAUUUCUCAAGCACGUUUACGGAUGUGUUCUCUCUUGCAUUCAAACUUUACCAAAGAUUUUUAAGUUUUAUGUCAUUAAUGUU